This is a messenger RNA of Plasmodium yoelii, 1560 nucleotides long. RefSeq names its product zinc finger protein, putative. Gene Ontology annotation, cellular component: nucleus; precatalytic spliceosome. Gene Ontology annotation, biological process: mRNA splicing, via spliceosome. Gene Ontology annotation, molecular function: RNA binding; zinc ion binding. Lineage: Eukaryota; Apicomplexa; Aconoidasida; Haemosporida; Plasmodiidae. The record is from RefSeq and is a predicted model, not a curated record. The transcript has a single exon. Bases 1 to 1560 code for a protein of 519 amino acids.
AUGACAGAAUAUUGGGUAAGUUCAAAAAAACAUUAUUGUGAGACGUGUAAUUGCUGGCUGUCAGGACAUAAAGUAAAUAUAAAAAAUCAUGAAAAAAGUGCAAGACAUAUUGAAAACUUCAGAAGGGUGCUUAAUGAAUCAUAUAAAAGAAAAGAAGAAGAAACAAAAGAAAAAAAAUUUAUUGAGCAAGAGUUAAAAAAGUUAGAAAAUAUUGAAAAACAAUUUCGUUCAAAUUUAAAUAAUAAUGGGGGGAAUUCGAUUAAUCCGAGUAGUAAUAUAGGCGCGCCAAAGUCUAAUUUAAGUAAAGUAUAUAAUAAUAGUAAAGCUAUUAAUAAUAAUAAUAAAAUACAUAAUAGAAGUUUCAAUAGGAAUUAUACAAGUAGCAAUAGUAAUAAUUUAAAUGCGGCUGGGGGGUAUAGCAGUAAUUAUAAUGCUAGUAACACAAAUACAUGGAUAUUAAUGGUACAUGAGUGUACAGGAUGUUUGAUAUUUUUUAAUAUAUUAACAAAUGAAGUGAGUUAUGAAAAGCCACAAAAUUUUGUUUAUGGAAAUAUACAAGCAACUGAAAAGUUUACUGCUGAAAAUGGAUGGUUUAAAUAUUUUGAUUAUAAUUCAUAUAAUAAUUAUUAUUAUAACAUAUAUAAACAAUUAAGUAUAUGGGAAUAUUCAGAGAAAACGAUAAGUAAUUUAGCUAAUUUUAUAAAAAUUUGCAACCAAAAUGCAGGAGUAAAUACAAAUAUAGUUAAUCACACAGAAUGUUUUGAAAAUACCUCUGCUAUUACUACUAGUAAUGGAAAUGAUUUUAGUGGAUUAAAUAAUAAUGAUCCACAAGUUAAUAAUUAUGAACCAAAUAACGAAAAUGUAUCAAACAUUUUAGGAGAAGAUUUGGUUGAUAAGGAGAAGGGUGAGAAAAAAGUAUCGAUUGCGGUAAAACCAAUUAUUGAAAACAAAAAAAAAAAAGAAUGGAAUGAUAAUAAUUUAUCAAAUGAUAUUAAUAAUAAAACAAGUAAUAUAGAAAUAAACCAAAUGUUUCAGUAUGACUUUCACGAUGAAAGGGUUAGCAAACAUGGUGAAAAUUGUAUGAAAAAUGAUGAAAAAAAGAAAAAUUUAAAUGGAAAAAAUGAGAUGGAAACAGAAAAUAAUAAUGAAAUAGAUAUUGACAAAAAUGUAAAAGCUACAAAUGAAGAUAUACCAAACACAUUGGAACAAAAUGAUGAAAGUUCAAAACCAGGUAUGUGGGAAGUUGUUGAAAACGAUGAAAUCAAAACAAUUCCAGAAGAAAAUAUUGAAAAGAUUUUUUAUAAAAUUAAAACAAAAGAAGAAUUAGAAAAUGAACAAAUCAAAGAAAUUGAAGACAAUAUAGAAAAAGAAUAUUCUAACUUUAACGAGUUUUAUGUUAAAAAAAAACAAUUAGAAAACAAAGAAUUAUAUUUAAACCAAGAAUUUAAAUUUGUAAACAAACCUAUAUAUAAAAAAGCUAUUGAUAAAAAUGACAACAAGAAGGUCAAUUUUGCCAAAAGGAAUAUUAAACCAAAACAAGCCAAAAAAAAAAUUACAUAA